Phaeodactylum tricornutum CCAP 1055/1 is the source of this 1264-nucleotide messenger RNA. RefSeq lists its product with no specific name. NCBI's taxonomy places the organism in Eukaryota, Bacillariophyta, Bacillariophyceae, Surirellales, Neidiaceae. The coding region runs from base 174 to 1067 and encodes 297 amino acids. The record is from RefSeq and is a predicted model, not a curated record. The transcript is spliced from 3 exons.
AGCACACAGCAUAUCUCCUCCUCUUGAUAGAAGCAGGACGCUGUUGUAUCUCCUUGUUGCAAACAACUAUUCCGCACAUUUAGACAUCUACCCGCACCUUGAAAACAGUCUUAUCAGAUUUCGCUGCACUUUGUUGAUAUCCGGAGACUUUUUCCGCGAGAAAAUUUCGAUUCAUGUGUUGCUGCUGUCCGCCGGCUAUAUCUGCGCUAUUUUGCCUUUGGGCAAAGUCAGGAUGCUCGAAAGGAACUGUGGCGGGGGCCUUGACUUUUUUUCCGCCUGAACCUCCAUUAUAUCGAUUCGAAAGACAUGACGCAGAAGGCCGAGUCUUGCAUCCGCGGCUACAAGUCCCGCCGCACGACGACAGCUUAAUUGAAGCUGUCAAGAUUCCUUCGGCUAGGGGAGUUUACCUUGCGGCAGUGCUUUACCGAAUGUCACCUCCGUCUCGCCCGGCUGACAGGAAAACAAUCAUCUACAGCCAUGGGAAUGCCACGGAUAUCGGUGCAAUGUUCCCCAUCCAAGUAGUUAUGGCGCACAGCCUAGACUGCAAUGUACUCUCAUAUGACUACUCGGGGUACGGAGAAAGUGGAGGUGUACCUGAUGAACACGCCACCUACCGGGACAUGGAAGCCGUUUAUGAGUACGUAUUGGAACACCUGGCAGGGAAUGCCCCAUCCAAUGUGAUAUUGUAUGGUCAGUCUGUCGGGAGUGGACCGUGCUGCUACUUAGCAGCCACAGAAAAUGAUUUGGGAGGCAUGAUUUUGCACAGUCCGUUUACAAGUGGAAUGCGAGUAUUGACGCCGAGCCGGUUAUUGUCUUGUCUGGACAUAUAUCCAAAUAUUGAUCGCAUCAAAAAGGUUUCGUGUCCUGUGAUGGUGAUCCAUGGCCGCCUUGAUCAAGAAGUAGACGUUUCACAUGGCAUGGACAUUCACAAUGCCGUACCUGAAGAAUGUCGUCGAGAUCCAUGGUGGGUUUCAGAUCGGGGACAUAAUGACAUCAUCGAGGGACCGGGAAAACUGUCCCAGUAUGUUCGUCGAUUGAGAAGAUUCCUGAACUCCCUGGACACUUGAAGAGUGUAAAUGACGACGUGUAUAUGAUCUCGUCAGUCAUUUUGUUCUCUUUUUUGCCUAAGGCUGCGAAUAUAGCUUUGAAGCCUACGUUUUGUAUUGUGAACAGGGACUAUUUACUCUUCCACGGAACAGAUAUCUCCUUUGCCUUCUAUCUUCGUGUCUUGUAAAUUCUUUUACUCGCUUCGCGGUCUUUCCAA